AUGCCGAAAAUUUUUCUCAUCAAAAACCGCUUGCAUCAGCAGCAACAGCGGCUAUUGGAAUCACAAAAUCUACUGCAGGAUAAAAAUGAGGAUCAUCGCCUUGUACCGCCACUAAGUCCCUCACCGCCGGUAGGCGGUGGCGGUAAGCCCAACUCACCGCCAGUACCCACAGAUGUGUCGCCGCGUUCAUAUACACCAACAUUACGCAACGCAUAUAGCGUCAAUAGGCCUUUACGAACGCCCACACCAACUCAGACACCAUCGCAAUCACCACCAGCACUCGUACCAGCACCGUUGCAACCACCCAAGACGCCUGAACCGCAAGGCAGUGACUUGUCGCCGUCGCAAUUGGUUUCACCUGCAAAGACGCCUUCACAUUGCACAUCUCCUGUAGCAACGGUGCCGGGUGAGGAUUUGAAUGAACCAGUGAAUUUGUUGGUCACACCAAAAACAGCAGCAUCGACAACAACAGCAAACACUACAACGACUCCAAAUACGCCGCCACUUUCGCGCAAACGUUUCCAUCAUCGGCGUUACUAUUUUGGCCAACAGCAACAGCAACAAAAGCAAUUAUAUAAUGACGAAAAUGAUGCUGACGCUGCUGAAGGGGGCGCAACCCAGUCGAGCGAGGCAAGCACCAUCAAGUCAAUACCAAGAAUUUAUGCCAAGACCAAGGUUAAUGCUGAAGCGCGUAGCCAAGCUGCCGCCAACGAAGGCGACGAAGACAACAGUGGUGGCGACUGGGAGUUGGCGGUUGACGGUUGA
Molecule: messenger RNA, 765 nt
Organism: Anastrepha obliqua
Lineage: Eukaryota; Metazoa; Arthropoda; Insecta; Diptera; Tephritidae
Exons: 2
Coding region: 1-765 (254 amino acids)
Source: RefSeq, a predicted model, not a curated record